Messenger RNA from Dalotia coriaria, 3099 nucleotides. RefSeq names its product ubiquitin carboxyl-terminal hydrolase 8-like. NCBI's taxonomy places the organism in Eukaryota, Metazoa, Arthropoda, Insecta, Coleoptera, Staphylinidae. The transcript has 4 exons. Gene Ontology annotation, biological process: protein deubiquitination. The record is from RefSeq and is a predicted model, not a curated record. The coding region runs from base 137 to 2671 and encodes 844 amino acids. Gene Ontology annotation, molecular function: cysteine-type deubiquitinase activity.
ACCGCCUGUCAUCAACAGUUGUUGAGACUCGCCCGACGAAUGAUUAGUUUAUUUACAAGAAACACAAAUACACGGUUGUGCCACUGUGGCAAACCAUUUGGUUUUGUUUAAUUGCGUGCUUAAUUAAUGUUCUACAAUGUUGAAACCUACGCGCCCCUUGUAUCUGGCCAAAACGCUGCCAGAACUCAGUAAACUCUGCACCAAUCAGUCUUAUGGCAAGAAACUACCAUUGUUAUACAGAGCUUCAGAUAAAUUAGCCCAGAAUGUAUUUGAUGGAAAUCUGGACCUUCCCGUGGAUGAGGAAAAGCUUUAUAUACUUGCAAUGCGUUAUAUUAAUCUUAUUAAUACAAUACGCGUCCAGGUACAUGAUGAAAAGUUCUUUUCAACAAGAUUUGCAUCCACCUUGAGGAAGGUUGAAGAGGUGAAGUUAGAGGUUCUAAAAUCACUUACUCUAAGAUAUGAUAUGCUCACAACACCAAAUAUUGCUGCUGGUGAGAUUAAAUCAGGGCUGUAUGAUGGUGGCAAUGCAGAGAAGCUUAACAAAUCAAAUAUUGUUAAGGAUAAUGAUGUUUAUAUCAGUCCUCAUCAGUUGUAUGCAUUAAUGAAUGAUAAAACAAUAAAGCUUCUCAUCAUGGACGCGCGACCAAGCAACGAAUAUGCCCAAUGUGCUCUUAAAUUCAACAAUAUAAUCUGUUUGCCUGAAGAAAUCAUUCACAAAGGUCUCUCAACAAACACUCUACAACAAAAAUUAUCACCAUCAACCUCAGAAAUAUUCAAAACUCGACACGAUUUCGACUAUAUUGUCCUAACAGACCUGGACACCAAUAAAAUAUCAUACCAAACAACAAAACUGCAUGAUCUACGAACAAUUCUAAUCGAAUGGGAUCCCGAGCAGCGAUAUCAAACUCUUCCACUUAUCCUCGAAGGAGGUGUACGUGGCAUGGCGGACAAUUACCCAACACUCCUAACAAACCCCGGCAAUAUUUUCAAUCAACUCUUUCAUCAAUUCGAUGAUUUAAUGAAGGACGACAUUGAAUAUCCAGAUGUUCAACUUUUGGAAUCGCCUGUUUCGAAACGUAUUCCACAUCAACCAGAUGAUUCAGGUUUCACAUCAGAAGAAUACAAUGAUUAUCCAGAAGAAGUACCAGAAGAAUUAGAAGUUCCUUCAGGUGAUAAACAAGUAUCUAUUCAUGCUGUAGCUCAAAGACUGCUCACAGUCUGUGAACAUCAAGUGGCACUUGAAGAGAAACUUCUUAAACUGACCAAAAAACGCUUGGAAACAAAACGCAAUGCAAUAACAGGUAGUUUAACGAAGAACGAAGCGCAUACGAUAUUAAACGAGAUCUCCAAAGAGAUAUCCCAGGCAGAAUCUUAUCGUUUGGAGAUAGAAGAAAGGCGGCGAUUGAUUCGUAAAGAUUUCGAUGACAAAUGUCAAUCGGAAGAUGUAGGCUACCUUGAUUACAUCUUCAAAGAUGUAUCAUCACUGGAAAAGAAACGAUUGUUGCGGUAUCAGAAACGAAAACUGUUAGAACACGAAGAAGCAGAGUUUGAUAAGAAUUCAUCGAAACCUGGCGAGCCUAAAUAUGACCCACGCUUGAAACCGAAGAGUUUAACAGGGUUGCCUAUACCGGACAGAUCAACUAAACCCCAAGCAGCCAACACACUCGAACUGGAAUUAAACGCAUUGAUACAAAACUUUCCAGAUUCUGGUAUAACAGGUCUCGUAAACAUCAAAAACACAUGCUAUAUGAAUUCUCUGGUACAAUGCUUGAGAUUCUGCCCGUCUGUGGCGUAUUUCUUCACGAUGCGCACCUUUCCAAUCGGUAGAUUAACCAAUUCUCUCUCAGACUUGAUGAAAAAACUAUGGACUGAAACUCGCGUUGCCAUUCGCCCGCAUAACUUUUACAAUGAAUGCUGUCAGUUGCAGUCACGCGAUUAUUCCACCGGUGAACACGAGGAUAUCCACGAGUUCUUUCUGAAUGUCACGAAUGCGAUGCAUAAAGAACUCGCGGAGCCUCUAGAAUCCUCUGGGGAUUGCACAUCGUAUCUCUUGGACUGGCACAAGCACUUCAAGAGUAAAAUUUCGUUCAUCAAACGUACUUUCUUUUACCAACUGGAGGUGACCACGAGUUGUUCCCGGUGUAAUUCACGAAUUGUCAAGUACGAGUAUGAUAACAAUGUGUUUUUGAGUAUGGAUUAUGAUCAACAGCGGCCAAUCAACGUGCAGAACGAGGUGGAUAAGUUGAUUUAUCCUAGCAAAGAUCCAUCCUCACAGAAAUACUGCUCGAAGUGUGAGGUGGAAAUGAAUAUUGCGCAUAGAGUCACGUAUUACCCCAAUGUUUUAGUGGUGAAUAUCAUGCGGUAUACUUAUAGUAUAAAAGAGAAGUGUGUGUUGCGGUCGUUGAAUGAGGCGUAUUUUCCGAUGGAGUUGGCGUUUGGCAGUGCACGGUAUAAUCUAAGCGGGAUUGCGUGCCACAGUGGGAAUAGAGAUCGAGGGCAUUACACCGCGUGUUGUUAUCAUCCCUCAGCGAAGAAAUGGAUCGAAUUUAACGAUGAGAAUUGCUCGGUGGCGAAUGUGAAAGAUUCCAACUAUCGAGUGAGAGCUUUCUUGUUAUUCUACUCGCUUGCGCCACAGUAUGACGGUAUAAACAGGCAGUUCUUCCAAAAAUGAUCAUGAUCAUGAAUCAGCUAAGAUUUUAGUAUAUUUGAGUUGGAAUGACUCGAAUAUAUGUAAAAUCAACACAUUGUGAUAUAUAUUCUACAGAUUAGUUUAUAACCUGCAUUUCUGUAUAUUUGUUUAGUCAUAUUGUUGAAUUUUAUUGUGAUUAUGAGUUAGCUCACUGUUGUUGUAUGCAAAUGAAUAAUUCAAAGUUUAAUUAACUAGUGAAUGAUGAAAAUAUGAGAAACUAUAUUUUAUUAUCGCAUAUAUUUUUAGUUUUAACGCGAAUGCCUUAUAAACUAACUUUUAAAGAAACUAUUGAGAAGUGAAACAUUGGAAACAAUUGAGAGUCUGUAUACAAAUUGUAUGGUUUUAUUGUAAUUUGAUGUGGUUUUUAACUUUGUAACAUCUUUCAAAGUAAUAAAGUUUAUAAAAAUACA